GCUUCCCCACGUUUUUAUGAAUGUAAGUGAUAUUAAGAUUAAAAGGUUGGAAUCCAGUGUACUGCGGAAUCCAAUAUUAUUGGUCCCAAUAUACUGAGUGACCAAUAUUAUUGGUUCCAAUAGAUUGUGUGACCAAUAUUAUUGGUUCUAACAGAUUGGAUGACCAAUAUUAUUGGUUCCAAUAGAUUGGGUGACUAAUAUUAUUGGAUCCGAAUAUUAUUGGAUCCGAAUAUUAUUGGAUACCCAAUAGUAUUGUACAAUAUCUCCAAUAACGAUUGGUAUUGGUACAUGCCUAAGUGUGAUCUGUCUGAAAAAAAAAGUAUUUUGUUGUUGACGCAAGUAUUCUAUUCGUCCAAUUUUCAAAAAUCAUUUUCUAUGAGAUUUUCUCUCGUAUUACUGUGAAAUUAAACUUCAAAUUCAUUGUUUUAUAUGUCAGAUAAUUCUGACAAUUAUUUUUUAAAGAAAUUUGCAACAUAAUCAUUUUUUCUGAUGUACAAACACUUUUUGCAUUAGACUAGCAGAGGCAACCUAAGAAUGUAAAACUUAGAAAGAAGAAAAUAGUUUCAGCUGUUAUAAAUAAAGAGUGUGUGAUUAUUACUUAAUAUUAGGUUUUAUCAUGAAUUUAACAACGUUUUGCAUAUAACUGGUGAAUUAAAUCAAGAGUUUAAAGUCCUUUUUCCUAUUGUGUUAAAUUAAUGAUAAAUGAAUUUCGAACUUUCAUAGAUGAAAUUAACUAAACAAUUUUCUACUAUACGUUUGAAAAGAAGAAUAUUGGUGGUACUCUAUGUUUAAAAAAUCAUUAAUUUGUUAAUUUACAUCAUCAAAUAAAAAAACACGAUAACAGCAGCAUUUUUUAACUUCAUUAUGAAAUUAAGUAUUAUUAAAUGAGGUUAAAAAAUGCUGCUUUUACCGUGUUUUUUAUUUUGAAAUUAUUACCUAAUUAAUCGUAAUAAUAUUACAUCAUAAAAGAAAAGAACAUACAUGAUACGGUUAUUAUUUAGAUAAUUGAACGAAUAUUGGAGGCACAUGCUAAUGUAAGCAAUUUGAGUAUGAAUGAAGCAAAAUUACAAUAUAUUAAAGCAUGGCAAUCUUUACCUGAAUAUGAUAUACAACCAUUUGUUGUCAAAUUUAAAGAUUCAUCUAAACGAGAGGAAAUUCUUGGUAUUGCUUCGAAUCGUCUAAUUAAAUUAUCAAUAAAUGGUGAUGCACUUAAAACAUGGCGUUAUAAUACAAUGAAAUCAUGGAAUGUUAAUUGGCAAAAUAAACAAUUAACAAUUGAAUUUGAAAAUGAGACAAUAACAUUAUUACCAUUGUAUAAUAUUGAUAGUAAAUGUAUACAUGAAUUUAUUGGUGCUUAUAUAUUUUUAUCAAUGCGUUCAAAAGAUAAAAUUGGUACUAAUGAUCCAUUACAACAAGAAACAUUAUUUCAUCGUUUAACAUCUGCUUACAUGUAA
Molecule: messenger RNA, 1454 nt
Organism: Didymodactylos carnosus
Lineage: Eukaryota; Metazoa; Rotifera; Eurotatoria; Philodinida; Philodinidae
Source: the annotation of a GenBank genome assembly